Hydra vulgaris (swiftwater hydra) is the source of this 4597-nucleotide messenger RNA. RefSeq names its product DNA (cytosine-5)-methyltransferase 3A. Gene Ontology annotation, molecular function: methyltransferase activity. Gene Ontology annotation, cellular component: nucleus. The record is from RefSeq and is a predicted model, not a curated record. NCBI's taxonomy places the organism in Eukaryota, Metazoa, Cnidaria, Hydrozoa, Anthoathecata, Hydridae.
CUUUUUCUCUAAACUGAACCAUCACACAGUCUUCAUGCUCCGAAUUUUAGUAUCAAGUGUCCUCAAGUAUUUUAAACAUUUUAAUCCAACUUUAACUAUUACUCAGUCUUCAUAACAUGAAGUGCUAGUAUACCCCCUCAAAUUCUGACAUCAUUAACUACAUAUGUAUGCACUUAAUCUAGGAUUUAUGGAGAAAUUGGAAAAUGAGUUGACUGAAAGUUGAGUUGGCAUUAUCUAGAUGAUGAAAUUUGUUUGGAUUUUUGUUUUCAUAUAAAAAAUAAUGAAAAUGAACAAAACAUCCGUAAAAUUAGUUGCAAAGCGUAAGAGAAAAUCAGAAGUUGACAGCCUUUUCGAUAAUCUUUCAUUCAUAUACUCAGAAAAAAGCUGUAGUCUUCCUAAAAUUGACUUGAUAAAUGCCAAAAAUGAUGGCAUAGAAUCACUAAAAACUCAUGGUGGCAGAAGAUGGUGUUUAGAUAGUACAUUAUAUUGUGACAGAGUAAUUGAUCAUAAUUCACAAAAGUUUUCAAUGGCUAUGGAAGAUCAUUCGCAAGUUAAUCAACAAAGUAACAAAGAUAAAGAAGAUAUGUUGUUUAAAUGUGUAAAAGCAGAUAAGAAUAUUUUACAAAAUAAGAAUAAAAAAAACAAAAGAAAAUCAGAGAUUGAUGCUCUAUUUGAUCAUCUUUCAUUUAUUUACUCAGAUAAAAAAUCUUGUCUUCCUAAAGAAGACAAGCAAGCAAGAAAACUUCCUAAUAAAGAGUUAGUUAAUGAUGAAAAUGAUAAAGAAUGGAGUUUGUACAAUAAAAUUGCUCAUUCAAGUGAGAUUAUUGAUCAUGAUACACCCAGAACACCCGAGAUCGCUGAGCAAUUACAAAUAAAUAAAAUUUUUAAUAAUGAUGCAAAUAAUAAUAUUUUAUUUGAAGGAAAUAAAGUUAAAAGUAAAAAUAAAGAAACUUUACAAACUCAAUUGAUUGGUGGUUCAAAAUUAGUGAAAAAAAAGAAUUUUAAAGUUGGAGAUGUUGUAAUUUGUUAUUUCAAAUACUUUGGAUGGUGGUUUGGAAAAAUUAUCCAACAUAACAAGCGUGCUGCAGAAGGCAAUUGUUGGGUAUCCUCAUUUGGUGACCAUAAAAUUUUAAUGGUUCCUCUGCACUCAUUAAGACACCAUUAUGAUUUUAGUAGCAAGUUCAAUCAAACUAAAAUGAAAAAACCUUUAUAUAAAAAAGCAGUUAAAGAAUUCUUAUCAGAGUUAGCUGAACAAAGUAAUUUCAAAAUAAUGUUUGGUCAGAAAGGGUAUCUUAAUGAAUUACUUGAAUGGGGAUUAAAUGGAUUUGCAGCACAUGUAAUUAAAGACAAAAAUAAACCAUGUCAAGGAAAUCUAGAUUUUACUAAUACUUCAUUGAAUCAAAGCAUUGAUUUUGUUAUAGAAUCUUCUGAUACAAGUAAUACAGAGUCUUCCAAAUUAACAAGUAAAGAUAAUUCUGAAAGUAUAGAUUUUUUGUUGAAAAAUUAUUCCUUAUCACCCAAUUUAGAAGAUUCAGAUAACUAUUUUUCUAGUGAUCAACAUAGUUCAAUAAACUCAUUUAAAAACAAUGAGGUGGAUUCCAAAAAAAGUUUAUGCAAAGUAAAAAAUAGGAGCAAAAUUAAUGUUUUAAAAUCUUCAAUUAUCAAUCAUACUGCACAAUCUACAAAUUUAGAAUGUCAAAACACGGUGAUAAAGAAUUCAGAAUGUGAAAAUAUUAAGAAAAAUAUAGAGAACUACAAUGCGCAAGAUUGGUUUUUAAAUAAAGUUGAUCAUGUCAGAAAGGACUGUUUAGAAAAAAUGACACAUACCAUUCAAAGAUCUCCUGAUAAAAUACUCUCUAACAUAGAACACAAUGAUGUGACAUGCAAAGAUUUUUUAUGCAACAGUAAACAUCCUUCUUUUCACAGCAACUCCACACCUCUUCAAACUAGUUGUUUAAAGGAGAAUUCAAAUCAAACAAUGAGACUUUAUAAAGAUGGUAUAAAAUUAGAUGUAACUUUACUGAAUGAAAAAACGCCAAAGCGUGCAUGUUCAAUUAAAAAUCAAACUCUAUCCAGUGUUUCACCUAACAAUGUAUCUUGCGCCUCUAUUACAAUUGGUAAAAAACAAAAGUGUGUAAUUGAAAAUAAGUAUUCCUCCAAAAAAAAUGAUAAAACCUGUGACAGAGAAAUAGGCAGUGAUUUUUUUCAGAUCAAAAUUGGGGAUCUGGUUUUAGGGAAACUAAAAGGGUAUGAUUGGUGGUUUGGAAUGGUAGUUUCACACAGAGUAAUUCGUCAAAGACCAGCAGCUAAUGACUGUCAUUGGAUUCGUUGGUAUGGUGAUCACAAAGUAUCUGAGGUUCAUCUCCAAAAUAUUGAGCUUCUUACAUCAUUUUCUAAUCGCUAUUUGCCUUCAAAAAUGCAAGGUCUCUAUUUGCGUGCUAUUAAAGAAUUGCUUGAAGAAGCUGCUAGGCGUUGUUGCAAGACUGACCUUCCAGAUGAUGAAAAACGGCUUGGUGUUCUUGUAGACUGGGCUUUAAAUGGUUUUCAACCAUAUGGUUUUGAUAAACUAUCAAUCGAAGAGACAUUGACAUUGGAAGACGAUGCGUUUAUACAAGAAGGUAGUGAGACAGAUAGUUUAACACACAAUGAAGGAGAACCUCUUCCAUCUCCUAUUUUAUCUGAGGAUGUAAAAGCCCUUUUUGACAAAGCAGCAAAUGGAAAUAUGGAUUUAAAUAAAAUAUGUUUAGGUUGUGGAGAUUUAAAGUGCAUAAUGGAACACCCUUUGUUCAUAGGUGGACUAUGUAAAGAGUGCAAGGAAUCGUUUAUGGAAACAGCAUACCUUUAUGAUGAAGAUGGGUCACAGAUGUAUUGUUCAAUUUGUAGUGAUGGAAGAGAGAUCAUUCUGUGUGAUGUUCCUGGUUGUUACCGAUCAUACUGUUCGGUCUGCCUUGAUAUGUUCUGUGGUGUUGGAUAUUCUAGAACUGUUUCAGCUGGUUUAGAUUGGCAUUGUUUUAUGUGUACUGGAGAAAAAGUACGUCUUAUCCAGAGGCGAGAUGAUUGGCAACAAAGAUUGAAAAAUGUUUUUUCAGUUAACAAUGAAGGAUAUCCACUACCAUUCUUCUAUGAUCCUGUACCAUUUGAAGAUCGUCCAUCCCUACGUGUUUUGUCUCUUUUUGAUGGUCUCAGUACUGGUUACUUGGCACUCAGUGAACUUGGCCUGGAUAUUUUAUCAUACCAGGCCUCUGAAAUUGAUCCUCUAGCUAUCAAAGUCAGCAAAGUUCACCAUAGUAUGCGGGUUGAACAGAUUGGAGAUGUACAAAAGAUUACAAAACAAGAUAUUGAAAAUUGGGGUCCUUUUGAUUUAGUGAUUGGUGGUAGUCCAUGUGAUGAGUUAUCAAUAGCAAAUCCUUUUCGCAAAGGAAUUUAUGAAGGCACGGGACAGCUGUUUUUUGAAUUUUAUCGCAUAUUAGAAUAUUGUAAACCUCAGCCGUUAACAGCUCGUCCGUUUUUUUGGUUGUUUGAAAAUGUUGUUGGAAUGCGAUAUACUGAUCGUGCCGUCAUAAGUCGAUUUCUACAGUGUCAUCCUGUUAUAAUAAACGCCAAAGAAAUUUCUGCACAGCAAAGAACACGCUAUUUUUGGGGUAACUUACCUGGCAUGAAUAGAGCUAUGUGUCCAUUACCAAGUGAUCGUCUUAAAUUGCAGCAGUGUUUAGAAAAAGAUUGCGGUAGAGUUGCAAAGUUUGACAAAGUUCGUUGCAUUACGACUUCUCAAAAUAGUUUAAAGCAAACAAAAGCAGCCAUGUUGCCUGUGAAAUGGACAAUAUCACGCAAUUCUCAGCUCGACGACGGACUUUGGUUAACUGAGAUUGAAAGAAUAUUUGGAUUUCCUGAUCACUAUACAGAUGUCGCAAAUAUGGGUCAGCGUGAUCGUCAAAAACUUCUCGGAAAAUCUUGGAGUGUUCCGGUUCUUAGACACCUUUUCGCUCCUCUUAGAAAUUACUUCAGGUCAAAAGUUUAUAUAGAUAAUUAUAACUCGAUGUUAUAAUGAAUGUGUCAGUUGCUAUUUUUUUACAGUUGCAUGUCUUUUAGUUAUAUUUUUAAUGGCUACUUAAAAUGUUAUAUAUUUUUAUUUUUUUAUUUUAGCUUUUGUUUUGUAAAAAUAGUUUUGUUGCUUCCGCAAUAACCUUUGAUUUUGUUUACUAUUUUUACUGUCGUCUUUAAGUUUUUUUAACCAGAAAACGUUCACCUUUGGCUAGAAAAUUUCAAACCUUUUUAAAUUUAUGAUUUUUAAUGCGUUUUAUUUAAAUUUUUAGUUAAAAAAUCUUAACCAUUUAUUUUUACUUUUACAUUUAUUUUAUCUUUUUUCAAUGUAUUAAAUUUUGUUAUGCGCCAUCAUUGUCACUCGUUUUUGUUAUUAUCUUUUCUUAUCCCACUGCAAACAAUUUUUGUGAGCUUUCUUAUUUUUUUAAUAUUUGUAUUCUUCUGGGAUGUUACUUUAGAUUAUCUUUUCUAUUUGCUGAUCUUAUAUACUAAACUAGUUUAGUUAAAAUCUAUAUUAAAAAAGACAUUUAUAAAUAUAUUUAUAGAAAAGUAUUUA